CACUAAAAUGGCGUCUCACUGUUAAAUCGACACACAGAACACCACCAAGAACCAGAGAUUCCUCCAUCUCCGCCUCCCCCCCCCCCUCCCCACACCAUAAAAACCGAAGUUGGUGUUUUUAAUUCUGUUGCAAGUUCUAGUAUUCUCUUUGAAAAUCUUCAAGAAAAUGGCUUCGAUUUUUCAAGGUGUCGGAGCUGCAACUGCGCUCUCGUCCUCUACCUCAUUUGACACCAAGAAGUUCCAUUUAUCUUCCCGCAGAUCCUUUUCAGUGAGGAGAGCGAGUUUUUUUGUGGUGAGAUCUGAUGGUGCCAAGAUGGACAGUGGAUUGAACCGGAUAGGUGGCAGAGCUGACCAAUUGGUUACAAAUGCUGUUGCAACAAAGGCUGAUACCCCAGCAGCAUCAACUGCAUCUAAGCCUGGUCAUGAAUUAUUACUCUUCGAAGCUCUCCGAGAAGGUUUGGAAGAAGAAAUGGAAAGAGACGCCCAUGUAUGUGUCGUGGGUGAAGACGUGGGCCAUUAUGGCGGCUCAUACAAGGUGACAAAAGGACUUGCUGAUAAAUACGGUGAUCUGAGGGUCCUCGACACCCCUAUUGCCGAGAACUCAUUUACUGGAAUGGGAAUUGGAGCUGCCAUGUGCGGCUUAAGGCCAAUUAUCGAAGGAAUGAACAUGGGAUUUCUCCUCCUUGCUUUUAAUCAGAUCUCCAACAACUGUGGUAUGCUUCACUACACAUCUGGUGGUCAGUUCAAAAUUCCAGUGGUCAUUAGAGGACCAGGUGGAGUUGGGCGGCAGCUUGGAGCCGAGCAUUCCCAACGUCUGGAGUCAUAUUUCCAGUCCAUUCCCGGAAUCCAAAUGGUUGCAUGUUCAACUCCUUAUAAUGCAAAGGGACUAAUGAAAGCAGCUAUUCGAAGCGACAACCCUGUCAUACUUUUUGAGCAUGUUUUGCUCUACAACCUUAAGGAACGUAUCCCAGACGAGGAAUACGUUCUAAAUCUUGAGGAAGCCGAAAUGGUCAGACCCGGAGAACACGUCACGAUUCUGACGUAUUCCCGGAUGAGAUAUCACGUGAUGCAGGCUGCCAAGACUUUAGUAAACAAGGGUUAUGACCCUGAAGUUAUUGACAUCAGGUCUUUGAAACCGUUUGAUCUUUACACAAUCGGGAACUCAAUUAAAAAGACUCAUCGCGUGCUUAUUGUGGAGGAAUGCAUGAGAACCGGUGGAAUUGGUGCGAGUUUGACAGCAGCCAUCACAGAAAACUUCCAUGACUAUCUGGAUGCACCGAUUGUGUGUUUAUCGUCACAGGAUGUUCCAACUCCGUAUGCAGGGACUCUAGAGGAAUGGACCGUGGUCCAGCCACCCCAGAUCGUGGCAGCAGUUGAGCAGCUCUGCCGGUAAGAAGGCGGCUAAGACCAGCAGAAAUGAGUCUACUCCGUCUUCAUGCUGGUAUGCUGUAGUUUACUUAUAUAUGUUUGUGGUGUUUUCUUUCUAGUUGUCUUGGUUAGAUAUUUUUUUGCUAGACCAGCCAUCCUACUACGAAAUGUAUUGCCGUUGGACAAUACAAUCCAAAUAGGAUGCAGUUAUGAUUUAAUCCGUUUGUUCCGUCUGUCCUCGUUUGAUCUGAUACAUAAUUUAAUAGAAUUUUUUAGUUAAUAAAAAGUUUAGUUUCCGUUGUC
Molecule: messenger RNA, 1671 nt
Organism: Cynara cardunculus var. scolymus (artichoke)
Lineage: Eukaryota; Viridiplantae; Streptophyta; Magnoliopsida; Asterales; Asteraceae
Product: pyruvate dehydrogenase E1 component subunit beta-3, chloroplastic-like
Exons: 4
Coding region: 167-1393 (408 amino acids)
Biological process (GO): pyruvate decarboxylation to acetyl-CoA
Molecular function (GO): pyruvate dehydrogenase (acetyl-transferring) activity
Source: RefSeq, a predicted model, not a curated record